GUAAAAUCGAGACGGCUGUCUCGUUUGGACCCAAAGUCGAGACUGCCGUCUCGAGAACCCAAACGGCCGUCUCGGCCUGCGAAAAACCGAGACCGCCGUCUCGAAUUCCCAGACGGCGAUCUCGAUCUGGAUUUUCCCCUUAUAUAUAGGGGUGCGAUGGGGAGGGGUUCCUCACAACUCUCUGCACUCCAGAACCCUCCAACUCUCAGAUCUACAACUUCCAAGCUCUUCCGGGUCAAUAUGUUCCGUGGAAACCCCUCCAAGAAGAGAAGACACACUGCUGGUGCCAGCAGUUCUUCGGCACCAGCCCCUCAAGACCCUACUCAGCUGUCGCCGCAGCACCGGGCCCGCCUUGAGCACAUCCGGGAUUAUUCUUGGCACCCCAUGUUCAGACUGGACUUCGGCAUCCUCACCGAGUUCAGGUGGGAAGACGAUGUCCGGGCCCACAUAGACAGCAUUGGGUGGGGAUUCUUGCUGCAGCCUCCACCUACCCAUGUGUACCCUCAAGCGGUACUGGAGUUCUUGGCCUCCAUCUCCUACGCCGAGGCUCCCUCCAUGGUCCCGGGCCUGCCACCCACCAAGAUGGUGAAUUACUUUAUGGGUGGGGAAUACCGGACUACCACCCUUGACGAAUUCAAUGUGAGCAUUGGAUUCGUCCGACCCGAGGACGUGCUCACUCGGGGAUACCGAGAGGCCAUCUGCAGCCGCCCCGCCAGCCUCACAGCCGCCGAGAUGUGGUAG
This is a messenger RNA of Sphenostylis stenocarpa, 741 nucleotides long. The record is from the annotation of a GenBank genome assembly. Lineage: Eukaryota; Viridiplantae; Streptophyta; Magnoliopsida; Fabales; Fabaceae.